CGGAAGUACUUUUUUUUGUGUUGUUGACGAGACGUUGAUGUAAAGGAACACAUUUUUCCGCUCACCUUUGAAGCGACACAAUGUCUAUUAAAUUGAAUGCGCUAUUCAGCGACUCCUACGUUGAUGUAAGCCAAUACAGAGACCAACAUUUUAAGGGAAAUCGAUAUGAGCAAGAGAAACUGCUGAAGCAGGCUAACACACUCUACGUGGGUAACCUGUCCUUUUACACCACAGAGGAACAAGUGUACGAGCUCUUCUCCAAGAGUGGGGACGUGAAACGAAUAAUCAUCGGCCUGGAUAAGGUGAAGAAGACGGCGUGCGGCUUCUGCUUCGUCGAAUACUACACGCGUACAGAUGCUGAAAAUGCUAUGAGGUUUGUCAACGGGACACGACUGGAUGACCGCAUCAUCAGAACUGACUGGGACGCUGGUUUUAAAGAAGGCAGGCAGUACGGCCGUGGCAAGUCCGGUGGUCAGGUCAGAGACGAAUACAGACAAGAUUAUGACCCAGCCCGGGGGGGCUAUGGGAAAGUUGUCUCACGGCCAUAAAACAUGUCCUAUGCUGUUUCUUUGGGGAGGGCUAUGGGGAAACUAGUGUCACGAGCCUGAGUCAACAUGUUACUGCUGUUUCUUUGCCCUUUUCCAGGUAAGAGAUGAAUAUAGACAAGAUUAUGACCCUGCUCGGUGUGGGAAAUUAGCUCAGCUGCAGAAACCUCCCGAGGGACGGAACAGUUUAGUUUGGGUUCCAAGCAGAUGUCUGCCAGGGUUUUCUAAUGACUCAUUUAUUUACAAGUCUUCUGUGAAGCAUUUUUCAGUUAACCAUAGUUCCAUCAGUCAUUAUGACCAGUGUGACACACGUUUACAAAUGUAAUUGUCUCCCAAACUGUAUACUUUCAAAAAAAUAAAAUCUUUUUACGUUU
Molecule: messenger RNA, 919 nt
Organism: Oncorhynchus gorbuscha (pink salmon)
Lineage: Eukaryota; Metazoa; Chordata; Actinopteri; Salmoniformes; Salmonidae
Gene: ncbp2
Product: nuclear cap binding protein subunit 2
Exons: 4
Coding region: 81-548 (155 amino acids)
Biological process (GO): mRNA cis splicing, via spliceosome
Cellular component (GO): nuclear cap binding complex
Molecular function (GO): RNA cap binding
Source: RefSeq, a predicted model, not a curated record